GUUCUUUUCUCCCUGAUUGCCCUUUAUGGGCGCGGGGACUGCCGUGUGGCCAACGCCGAGGAGAAGCUCAUGGAUGACCUUCUGAACAAAACUCGCUAUAACAACCUGAUCCGUCCAGCCACCAGCAACUCCCAACUUAUCUCCAUCCACCUACAGCUCUCCCUGGCCCAGCUCAUCAGUGUGAAUGAGCGAGAACAGAUCAUGACCACCAACGUCUGGCUGAAACAGGAAUGGACUGAUUACCGCCUAACCUGGGACAGCUCCCACUACGAAGGCGUGAAUAUCCUGAGGAUCCCUGCAAAGCGUGUCUGGCUGCCUGACAUCGUACUGUAUAAUAACGCUGAUGGAACCUAUGAAGUGUCCCUCUAUACCAAUGUGGUGGUCCGCUCCAAUGGCAGCAUCUUUUGGUUGCCCCCUGCCAUCUACAAGAGUGCCUGCAAGAUUGAAGUGAAGCACUUCCCCUUCGACCAGCAGAACUGCACCCUCAAAUUCCGCUCCUGGACCUAUGACCACACAGAGAUCGACAUGGUCCUCAAGUCGCCCACAGCCAGUGUUGAUGACUUUACUCCUAGUGGUGAGUGGGACAUUGUGGCUCUUCCAGGGCGAAGGACGGUGAACCCACAGGACCCUAGCUAUGUGGACGUGACUUACGACUUUAUCAUCAAGCGCAAGCCACUCUUCUAUACCAUCAACCUCAUCAUCCCCUGUGUGCUCAUCACCUCACUGGCUAUCCUUGUCUUCUACCUGCCCUCUGACUGUGGUGAGAAGAUGACACUGUGCAUCUCUGUGCUGCUGGCCCUGACUGUCUUUCUGCUGCUCAUCUCCAAAAUUGUGCCACCCACCUCCUUGGAUGUGCCACUCAUUGGCAAAUACCUCAUGUUCACCAUGGUACUGGUCACCUUCUCCAUUGUCACCAGUGUUUGUGUACUCAAUGUGCACCACCGCUCACCCAGCACCCACACCAUGGCACCCUGGGUCCAGCGCUGCUUCCUACACAAGCUGCCCACCUUCCUUUUCAUGAAGCGCCCAGAAAGCAGCCCUACCAAGGCUCCCCAGCCCAGUCAGUUGUGCUUGACCAAGACCGAGGCCACCACCACUUCCUCUUCCAUGGGCUCUACCAGCCCCUCCAACUUCUACAGGAACUCCAUGUAUUUUGUGAAUCCCGCUUCUGCAGCUCCCAAGUCUCCAGCUGGUUCCAACUCGGCAGGUAUCCCCAGGGAUUUCCGGCUGAGGUCCUCUGGGAGGUUCCAGCAGGAUGUUCAGGAGGCCUUGGAUGGUGUCAGCUUCAUUGCCCAGCACAUGAAGAGUGACGAUCAAGACCAGAGUGUCAUUGAGGACUGGAAGUACGUGGCCAUGGUGGUUGACCGGCUGUUCCUGUGGGUGUUUGUGUUUGUGUGUGUGGUGGGCACUGUGGGGCUCUUCCUGCCUCCUCUCUUCCAGACCCAUACACCCACUGAGGAGCCUUAG
Orycteropus afer afer is the source of this 1467-nucleotide messenger RNA. RefSeq names its product cholinergic receptor nicotinic beta 4 subunit (gene CHRNB4). NCBI's taxonomy places the organism in Eukaryota, Metazoa, Chordata, Mammalia, Tubulidentata, Orycteropodidae. Gene Ontology annotation, biological process: nervous system process; chemical synaptic transmission; signal transduction. Gene Ontology annotation, cellular component: neuron projection; postsynaptic membrane; synapse. The record is from RefSeq and is a predicted model, not a curated record. Gene Ontology annotation, molecular function: transmembrane signaling receptor activity; acetylcholine-gated monoatomic cation-selective channel activity.